AGAAAAAACUCCAUGUCUGAUUCCAGCAGCACGGCCUCUUCUUCCCCGUCUCCUUCAUCUACGUCGCCCCGGCUCACCACCGGCGACGUCAACUUUCUGGCCCGCCGCGCCGUGACCACGCAGCAGAACCACCACCAAGCAGCAGCGGAAGCAUUCCCGCUGCACUCCCCGGGCUCGUCGACCGGCUCCGCCGACUCCGCGCCCUGGCACCACCGCGCCCCGGCCACGCCGCCACCUGUGCUCCCGUUCGACACCAGCGACGCCGAUGAGAUGCUCCUGCUCGACAUGGUCUCCCAGCACCACGAGGUCCAGCACGCCGCGGCCUCACCCACGACGGCGCCGGCGGUGAAGCAAGAGGCCGACGAGGAGGACAAGGUGGUACUAGGUGUGGCUCGCGCGUUCCGCGGAGUGCGGAAGCGACCGUGGGGCAAAUUCGCGGCCGAGAUCCGGGACUCGACGCGAAACGGCGUGCGGGUCUGGCUGGGCACGUUCGACAGCCCAGAAGCCGCGGCGCUGGCGUACGACCAGGCUGCGUUGGCCAUCCGUGGCGGCGCUGCGGUGCUCAACUUCCCCGCCGACCAGGUCCGGCGCUCUCUCGAGGGCGCCGCUGACGACUUGUGCGGGUGCACCAAUGGCGUGUCGCCGGUGCUCGCGCUCAAGCAGCGGCACUGCAUACGUAGCCGGAAGGCCACAACGAUGAGCAGAAAGGCCAAAGCCGCCCGUGGCCAACCAGAGGGCAUGGUGAUGGAGCUUGAGGACCUGGGUGCGGAGUACCUUGAGCAGCUGCUCGGAACCUCCCAGGAGAUGGCCUCCAUGGAUUCAUGGUGCUGGAGCCACCACUCCAUCUGAUGCAAGUCAAGCACUCAGACUUGAAGACGACGGACGGGUCGCUCGCUGUUUUUCUUUUCUUUGUCUGUCAUGGUGAUAGAAUUCAGAUAGCUUCGUUGGGAUUGAGAAAACCAUUUGUGAAAUCGAUGGCUGAGCAGGCUUGGAAGUGCAAAAUAUUUUGGUUUGAAUCAUGUCA
Triticum dicoccoides is the source of this 1024-nucleotide messenger RNA. RefSeq names its product ethylene-response factor C3-like. Gene Ontology annotation, biological process: ethylene-activated signaling pathway; regulation of DNA-templated transcription. Bases 13 to 849 code for a protein of 278 amino acids. Gene Ontology annotation, molecular function: DNA binding; DNA-binding transcription factor activity. The transcript has a single exon. The record is from RefSeq and is a predicted model, not a curated record. Lineage: Eukaryota; Viridiplantae; Streptophyta; Magnoliopsida; Poales; Poaceae.